AUGAAAGCCAUUGUUGAAGCUUCAGAAGGAUUUGUCUACCUUGUGAGCUCUGUUGGAGUUACUGGUGCUCGUGCAUCUGUAAGUGCAAAGGUUCAAACUCUUUUACAAGAAAUCAAAGAGGCAACAAGCAAACCAGUGGCUGUUGGCUUUGGCAUAUCAAAACCUGAGCAUGUGAAGCAGGUUGCAGGAUGGGGAGCGGAUGGAGUGAUUGUUGGUAGUGCCAUGGUGAGCUCUGUUGGAGUUACUGGUGCUCGUGCAUCUGUAAGUGCAAAGGUUCAAACUCUUUUACAAGAAAUCAAAGAGGCAACAAGCAAACCAGUGGCUGUUGGCUUUGGCAUAUCAAAACCUGAGCAUGUGAAGCAGGUUGCAGGAUGGGGAGCGGAUGGAGUGAUUGUUGGUAGUGCCAUGGUGAAAUUACUGGGUGAAGCAAAAUCCCCUCAAGAGGGGUUAAAAGAAUUAGAAUCCUUCACCAAGUCCUUAAAAGCUGCCCUGGAUUGA
Molecule: messenger RNA, 498 nt
Organism: Ilex paraguariensis (yerba mate)
Lineage: Eukaryota; Viridiplantae; Streptophyta; Magnoliopsida; Aquifoliales; Aquifoliaceae
Source: the annotation of a GenBank genome assembly